This is a messenger RNA of Psylliodes chrysocephalus, 1808 nucleotides long. The record is from the annotation of a GenBank genome assembly. NCBI's taxonomy places the organism in Eukaryota, Metazoa, Arthropoda, Insecta, Coleoptera, Chrysomelidae.
UGACAGAUAAAUAUUGGACAUAUUUGACACAAAUAAAUAGUGCUUUUUUUAGAUUUUAGACGAAAAUUGUGUUUAGUUUCAUUUAAUCUAUUAUUAAUUAAAAUAUGGAAAAUUCAAGAAUUCAAAAAGAAUCUAAACAUAGUGAUUCAUCUUUCAGCGAAACCGAUUUACCUUUUAAACUGGAAUUAGAUGAACAAUUUAAAGAAAAAUUAAAAGAUAUUCCCGAAGUGCUGGAAUACAUACAAAAAUUGGAAAAAAUAAUCAAAAAGCAUUUGAAAAAAAUUAAUAAAUUAAGAAAUAAACUUAAGACAAAGCAUAAAAAUGAAGAUGUUGCCACGCAGACUAAUUUUAUAGAAAAUUCCACGGAAAUUGUAGAGUCUGCUACAGAUACUACAGAUAUUAAUACUGAAAAAAGUUUAGUUGAUGAUAUAAAGGAAGCGGCUGAGAUAGCUAUGCAAAAAACUGGUUUCGUUUAUGAAGAAACUUCAGGUUUAUAUUAUGAUUAUAAUACUGGAUAUUACUAUAAUGCGGAAUAUGGGUUAUAUUAUGAUGGAACCACAGGACAAUAUUUGCAAUACAACACAGAUACACAGGCAUACGAGUUUCAUUCACAAGCUAGUGCACCUUCAGUGACAGAAACAGCUGAUCAAAGUAAAAGAAAAAAGAAACAAAGGCACAAAACCAAAGACGCCAAAAGGGCCCGCGAUAAACGGAGACGAAAGGACGACGAUCAGGACAAUAUAGAAAUGGAGGACGGCGAAUGUUCUAGUAGCGAAAAGAGCGACGAAGUUGACGUCGAUGACGAUGUUGAUGGUGCCGAAAAUUCGGACCCUGGCGAUAUAUCGAAAAGUUGGCCGCCAUGCAUGAGAGUCAUCGUCGAAUCCACGGAAAUCCCCGAUCUAAAAGUCGGAUCGUUGCAGAUAAUAACGUGCGGCGGGGGCUCAGUAGGCCGCGAGGGGACCCACUCGAUCCUGUUGAAAGAUCCCAACGUCAGCAAACACCAUUUGAAAGUCGAUUUCGAUGAAAAAACUUCCCAGUAUCGGGCCGUCGAUUUGGGAUCUAGAAAUGGCACUUUGAUGAACGGUAAAAGGAUGUCCUCUUCAAAGCAGGAAAGCGAAGCUACGCCUAUUGCGCACGGCAGUAAAAUACAAAUAGGACAAACCGUAUUGUUGUGUCAUAUACACGAGGGAAAUCAGACUUGUGGACAUUGUGAACCUGGAUUGAUACAAGUGAAUCGAGAUGCAGUAAGGUUAAAAAUAGACCAAAAUACCCGAUCGGAUAGGCACAAAAAGGAAUUGAACAAUCUGAAAAUGUUGUACGGCGUAUCGGGACAUCACGACGACGAUCCCAAAUUGGCCACGGGAUACACGGAUAGAGCUCAGAAACGUAGAGAGACGGUGGGCAGUCAGAAUCCUCACGAGAAGACGCAAGUUGCUUCGGUGGAUCAGUCUAUUAAUAAGGAAAAUAAGGGUUUCAAAUUGUUGGCGAAGAUGGGUUGGAAGGAAGGUCAGUCGUUGGGGAAAAGCGGUGAUGGACUUUUAGAACCAAUUAAACCCGUGUCAAAUGAGGGCAACGCAGGCGUGGGUGCAUCAAACGUGAUAAAGAUGGCGGCUCCGUCGGGGAAGCAAAUCGUUUGGACGAAAACUAAGGAGCGUUUCCAAAAACUUCCAGAAAGUAAUGACGCAUUCGAUUUGGACUCGGACGAUUAAUUAUAUAUAAGUUUUAAAUUAUUUAUUAUUUAUUUUUACAACAGCUUUUAGGUGGAAACAGUUACAGUGUUGUUGUUUUUAAUAAAACGAUUGAAUUUU